UUGCUCCAGUGUUGUUGUUUAUCAACGCGAUUUCCUCACGGUACGAUCGGUAUGGAACCGCAAAAAGUGCACAAUAUUUGUCGAUUUUGUCUGUGCCAGGACGAAAAUCUGCUCCGUCCUAUCAGAGGAACACUAAGCAGCUCAAUGACACUCGAAGAUGUAGAACGGUUCACCGGUUUAAGGAUAAAUGCGAAGGAAAGCACGUCGUAUGCGAUGUGCGCGGGAUGUGUACAAACGUUGGAAAGCUGCGCCAAAUUUCACCAAUCCUGCUUAAACAACAAUGCACAAUUUCAAGAACUGCUCGCCCUACCACUGCUUGUUAAAACAAAAUGUAUCCCCAAACAUUCGGUUGAGCCUUUGGCGGAAGAUCCGUUAAUUUUGCAUUUUACUAUCGAGGAUGAUGAUGAUGAAGAUGUUAUAAUUCAUAACGACCACAACUAUAGUGCUAAUCCUGAUGAUGAGCAACACCAACGGAUGUGCACACAAGAACUGGAAACAUACUCUGCCAAUUACAUCACUAUCGGGGAACAUUCUGUUUCCGACAAUGACGAGCAAGAGUGUCACUUUGAGCAUUGGGGACGGAAAGCAAAAACGAACACCACACAUAAAACACUCGCCAGCCCCUCCCAGGAGGAAGAACCGAUGGAACGUGAAAUUAGCACCAAACGAACUAAACUUUCGCACCAUCCUCAAAAAUUAUGCAGCGAGUGCGGGAAAUUGGUAACAAACAUUCCAUAUCACAUCCAACUACAUAAAAACGAAAAGAAGCAUGCAUGUCCCCACUGUUCGGUAAAGAUGAGAUGCAAAGGCAAUCUUGUGAGGCACAUAAAAUCUGUGCAUCUAAAACUCGUAUAUAAAACAUGUAAAAUUUGUGACAAAAAAUGUUAUAACAGGAAUGUCUAUCUAUCGCACAUGAUUUCCAACCAUGACAUUGGCCAAAAAAUACAAUGCAAGUACUGCCCUAGAUUAUUUAGCAACAAAUACAGCGUGGACUCACACACGGCGAGAAUUCACUCAAACGUGAGAAGGUUUGAAUGCGAUAUUUGCGGAAAAUUGUUCAAACUGAGGCGAAUGCUGAAAAUUCACAUGCGUGUUCACUCCGCAGAUCAACCGUACCAGUGCAGUAAAUGCCCAAAGCGAUUUAAAAGUAGAAAUGCUAAAAAAGUUCAUGAAAUAACCCAUGACGGUACAAUAUUCGAAUGUGAGCUUUGUGACAAAACAUACCGCUACAAAUCGCUUCUCAGCAUGCACAUCAGAAAGCAGCACCCGAAGGAGACGGUUCAGGAUGAAGAGGAUUCCGAGGGGACCAGAAUGAGCAAUAAAUGAGUCCUUGCACCGCUAAAUCUAUUUCCUGGGCGAUAAGUAACCUGCUUUACGGCUGCGAAAAUAUUCGGAUGUCAAAGAAAAAUAUCUUCGUUCUCACAUGGACAUCACAUAAGUCUUAAAUAAGGAUAUCUUCUUGUACUCUGCAAGCUACAUAAAAAAUCGUGAACUGAACAGGAAACAAUUUGCUUUGAAAGUAACAGCACAACACAGAAUGUGGCCCAAAUCAGUGCUACCAUUUCCACCAUUCAUUUACAUUCAGUAUGCAGCUUCACAGAUAGAUGGCGCUUGUUGCUAUCUUAUGCAAAGUAUUUUCAAUGCUCGUACAUGAGCUUGCUGCGAGACUUGAUACUGAAUAAUUAUGAAUAUUUCUUCAAUUUAUUGAUCGAACAAAAGCGCGUUUUAUCGUGGCCACAGUCUCGAAAAAAAAACGCUGUAGCAAGUUGCAACUUCAUGGUUUUGUUCAAAUUUAUUAUUUAAUUUAUUAUUAUAUUGCAAUUCCUGUCAUUCUGAAUGGUCACCCUGUGUGCAUUGUUGUGCUUGGUCGAGUUUGACAGUUGCUCCAGUGUUGUUGUUUAUCAACGCGAUUUCCUCACGGUACGAUCGGUAUGGAACCGCAAGAAGUGCACAAUGUUUGUCGAUUUUGUCUGUGCCAGGACGAAAAUCUGCUCCGUCCUAUCAGAGGAACACUAAGCAGCUCAAUGACACUCGAAGAUGUAGAACGGUUCACCGGUUUAAGGAUAAAUGCGAAGGAAAGCACGUCGUAUGCGAUGUGCGCGGGAUGUGCACAAACGUUGAGAAGCUGCGCCAAAUUUCACCAAUCCUGCUUAAACAAUGACGCACAAUUCCAAGAACUGCUCGAGAUGCUAAUAGCCAGCGCCCAAAGCAUCCCUGGCGUUACGAUUGAAGCUUUGGCGGAUAAUACACGUGAUCCGUUAAAUUUACAUUUUGAUGUUGAUCAUGAUGAUGACGAAGGGGAUGAUGAUGGCGAUAAUGUCAUUGAGAUAUAUGAUGAUGAUGUUGAUGACGUCUACAGCGAGCACCAGAAGAUAUACAUCAACGAACCAGAAACAUACUCUGCUAAUCAAAUUGAUCUCGGCGAACAUUCUGCCUCCGACAACGACGAGCAAGAGUGUCACUUUGAGGGUCUAGGAGCGUUCAAUAGGGCACCACUCGCCAGGCUCUCCCAGGAGGAAGCAAAGAAGCCACGCGAAAUUAACACCAAACGAACCAGAAAUUCGUACGCACCCAAACAGUUAUGCAGCGAGUGCGGAAAAUUCGUAACCAACUAUACGUUACACAUCCAAUUACAUAGAAACGAAAAGAAGCAUGCUUGUCCACACUGUCCGAUAAAAAUGGCCUGCAAAGGCAAUCUUGUGAAGCACAUCCAUGCUGUGCAUCUGAAACUCAUAUGCAAAACGUGCAAACUGUGCGGCAAGGGCUUCACCAGCAACAAUUCUUACGUGUCCCACAUGGUUUCUCAACAUGGCAUUGGGGAUAAGUUUCAGUGCACGGAGUGCUCGCGAUUUUUUAACCACCGAUCGACCCUGGUUGAUCACAUGCAGAGAACUCAUUCGGACGUUAGGAGUUUAGCAUGUGAUAUUUGCUGCAUGACGUUUAAAGUAAGACGAGCACUGGUGCUUCACAUGCGUGUUCACUCCGCGGACCAACCGUUCCAGUGCAGUAAAUGUCCAAAGCGAUUUAAAAGUAGUUAUGCUAGAAAAAUUCACGAAAUGACCCAUAACGGUGUAGUGUUUGAGUGCGGGCUCUGUGGCAAAACAUACCGCUACAAAUCACUUCUUAACAUGCACAUCAGAAAGCAGCACGAAGCUUCGGAGGAUCCCAGCGUGAGCUACGAGUGAGGCCCUUCACACAAACAUACAUAGAAAAUAUCAACCAUUUUCAUACUAGUUCAAUCAAAGCAUGACUCUGCCUCGGACCUACCGGCAAUAUUUGGCAUCAAUGUAUUGCAUAAAACAAAAAAAAAACAUUUCCGUGUAGCACCAAAA
Anopheles stephensi (Asian malaria mosquito) is the source of this 3332-nucleotide messenger RNA. Its product is annotated as zinc finger protein 585B-like. Gene Ontology annotation, cellular component: nucleus. The transcript is spliced from 7 exons. Gene Ontology annotation, biological process: regulation of transcription by RNA polymerase II. The coding region runs from base 1932 to 3185 and encodes 417 amino acids. The record is from RefSeq and is a predicted model, not a curated record. Gene Ontology annotation, molecular function: RNA polymerase II cis-regulatory region sequence-specific DNA binding; zinc ion binding; DNA-binding transcription factor activity, RNA polymerase II-specific. NCBI's taxonomy places the organism in Eukaryota, Metazoa, Arthropoda, Insecta, Diptera, Culicidae.